GCAUGCCCUGUUUGAAGGUCGUCAUCACCAGCACGACCAUCGUUGCCGCUGUCACCGUGGCAGACAACUGCAGCAGUUUGGAGCUCGAGCGUCCUCGAGCCAUCCUGGUCAUCCCUGUCGCCGCGCGCGCGGGGGUGGCGCGAGGGGGUGGCUUCUCAGAGCGCAGGGGGCCUCUUGGAAGGGGCCCGGGGCCUGCAGAAAGGUCCACCCGGGCAGAUUGGCUGGCGAUGGCCCGCUGCGCCGCUGCCCGGCGCCGCCGCGGCGCCCUGCCACGAGCGCUCCUGGCACUCAUGGUCGUGGCGGGCUCUGCGGUGGGCUGCGCUGUGACACUCACGGCCUGGAGCGGCGCGGCCCUGCAGCCGCCGACGGACGCAGGCCGGCGCGCGCUGUUCCGUGGCGCCGCCGCCGCCGUGACCAGCGCUACCGUGGUCGCCGCGGUGGCGCCGGAGGAAGCGGCGCGGGCCUACGAGGACUGGAACUGGGAAGGGCUUUACGUACAGAUAGAACCUCCCAUGCCGAACUGCCGUCGGGUGAUCAAGAAUUUGGACCCGAAGAAUCCAGAGCUCCCCGACCUCGUGCUGGAAGGUGUGGACGGCAUAGAGCCCAACGGACAGCCAGGCUGUGAGAAGACAAGCAAGAAGACCAGGUGGACGGCCAGUGCUGUUAUCCAGCCGACGGCCGCAACUGAUCCAGACGAGUUGAUCGCAGAUUUUACCAACAUUGGUGGUGGGAAGGCAGUCAGGGGCCGUGUGAACCGGAACGCCGAGAUCAUCGUGUUCGAGGAUGGUACUAGAUGGCGCGCAAUAUCUUUUUCAACAAAGGCCAAACAGAAGGUCCUUCGCUUCGACCAGAGGUGAGGCAGUGCCCGCUGCCCCGGGACAUGCGUGAUGGGAGGACUAUCAAAAAAAUAGUCGUCCCCAUUCUUUUGUCUGCAUCCACCCACUGUUAUGCCAGGGCGGGACGGCACUGGGCCUAUGCGCUUGCCACAAGCUCGUCGCUGCCAGCACGCCAGAGG
Prorocentrum cordatum is the source of this 1015-nucleotide messenger RNA. NCBI's taxonomy places the organism in Eukaryota, Dinophyceae, Prorocentrales, Prorocentraceae. The record is from the annotation of a GenBank genome assembly.